CUGGACAGUGAGUUGUUGACCUUUUUUUAGGUGUUAGAAUAUUUUACCGAUCUAUUCUGACUUGAAUAGCUAAUAUUGAAAGAUUAAUCGCAGGCCACAUAAAUCCAUUACACGGGCCAGAUCCGGCCCGUAGGCCGUUGUUGGCCAUGCCUGGGUUAGCAUGUUCUUCCCUACAGUUUCGGGUUGUUGUUAAAUUCAGUGCCGCGGAGCAGCGCUGCAGCUUAGGCUGCAAGAGCGCUGCGAUCGCUGCUGAAUGUCUUUUAACAACGCACACGGGGCAGCGCUGCAGUUCCAAAAUGGCGGCUCUCAGUGCAAUUGUUGGAAUGUUUAGCGAAUUAUUUAAUUCGAAAAAUUUUAAAAAGAAUUCAUUUUUGCGAUACAAUGUCUUAUUUAGGAAGCGUAAACAUGACGACGAAGUAAUUGCUGGAAUGGCAAGUUCUGUUGUGGUGCAACCGCGGAAAAAAGCCAGGAUACAAAACUAUUAUGAGGAAAUUAUUCCUCGAUACAGUGAUCUGGAUUUUAAAGGCCACUUCAGACUUCAGCGUGAAAGCGUUGAAUACCUUUGCCAGAUUCUGAAUUUAAAAGAAACGAAGAAAAUUGGACGGUCAUCCAUUAUAGAGGUAAAAAAAGAAAAGGUUGUCCUAUUGUCCUUAUGGAUUUUAGGAAAUCAGGAAUCCUUUAGAGGCGUAGGUGACCGUUUUGGACUAGAUAAAGGACAUGCUCAUAGGUUGUUCAUAGUAUUUUGUAAAGGUGUUUGUAAUUUAAAAGAAAUUUUCAUUAAAUGGCCAGUUGAUAAGGAUGCCCAAGAAGUGGUAAAAAACUUUUCAUCAUUAAGGGGCAGAAACAGCUUUCCAAAUGUCUUUGGAUGUGUUGAUGGGACAUUAAUACAAGUAACAGUUUGUCAUCAUGAAAAGCAAGAAUAUUACAGCAGGAAGCAGUGCACUGCAGUCAUACUUCAAGGGAUCUGCAGAAGUGACAAAAUGUUUACUGCAGUUUAUGCUGGCUGGCCGGGAUCUGCACAUGAUGCAAGGGUGUGGCGAAACAGUGAUGUAGGGAUUGGGUUAUCAAAUAAAACUCUCCCACUCCCAGAGAACUGCCAUUUACUUGGUGACUCAGCAUACCCACUAGAGACAUAUUUGAUGGUUCCUUACAAGGACAAUGGACAUCUGAAUUCCAAACAGAAAUAUUUUAAUAAAAGACUAAGUUCAUCUCGCAUAGUAAUAGAACAAGCAUAUGGUGAUCUGUUUGGACGCUUUCGUCGACUGAAAUUUUUGUUCGUAAGAAACAAGCAAUACUUAACUAAAAUUAUUCUUACUGCUUGUGUUUUACAUAAUCUUUGUAUUCUACAAAGUGAUGUUAGUCCAGAUGAGGAUAAACAUUUCACUCCUUUCCAGCCUCACCCAAGCCAACAUUCAACUAAUGCAGCAAAUAAUAAGAGGGAUGCUAUUGCUGAUUAUCUUUAUGGUGUCAUGAGACUACAAAAUAGUAGUAUAGGAGACAAUUCACAAGAAAGUGAUAAUCUAGUGUAAGGAUACAAUGACGAGGAGACUAG
Molecule: messenger RNA, 1552 nt
Organism: Centruroides sculpturatus (bark scorpion)
Lineage: Eukaryota; Metazoa; Arthropoda; Arachnida; Scorpiones; Buthidae
Product: protein ALP1-like
Exons: 1
Coding region: 147-1529 (460 amino acids)
Source: RefSeq, a predicted model, not a curated record